Messenger RNA from Calidris pugnax (ruff), 5314 nucleotides. It is a transcript of the gene DDR2, whose product is annotated as discoidin domain receptor tyrosine kinase 2. Gene Ontology annotation, molecular function: protein tyrosine kinase collagen receptor activity; collagen binding; ATP binding. The record is from RefSeq and is a predicted model, not a curated record. The transcript has 23 exons. Lineage: Eukaryota; Metazoa; Chordata; Aves; Charadriiformes; Scolopacidae. Gene Ontology annotation, cellular component: signaling receptor complex; membrane. Gene Ontology annotation, biological process: positive regulation of kinase activity; multicellular organism development; protein phosphorylation.
AAUCCGCAGAAUGCGAACGCGCUCCCAGAGGCAUCUUGCAUCAGCCCGGGGAAGUUCGCUCCUCGCCUGGCUCCCCCGGCCCGGGCGAGGGGCGAGGAGCCCGCCCGUCACCACCUCCCCGCUCCGGACUGCCGACAUGCUGGCCACCCCUAGACCAGCCCUGCUGCUGCUGCCGCUGCUGCUGCUGGAGGUCCUGCGGGCCGUGAGAGCCCAGGUCAACCCAGCGGUGUGCCGGUACCCCUUGGGAAUGUCGGGCGGGCACAUUCCCGAUGAGGACAUCUCGGCCUCCAGCCAGUGGUCCGAGUCCACAGCUGCCAAGUAUGGACGAUUGGACUCGGAGGAUGGAGAUGGUGCCUGGUGCCCCGAGAUCCCAGUGGAGCCUGACGACCUGAAGGAGUUUCUGCAGAUCGACCUGCACGCUCUCCACUUCAUCACACUGGUGGGCACCCAGGGGCGGCACGCUGGGGGGCACGGCAAUGAGUUUGCCCCCAUGUAUAAGAUCAACUACAGCCGGGAUGGUACCCGAUGGAUCUCCUGGAGGAAUCGGCAUGGGAAGCAGGUGCUGGAUGGAAACACCAACCCUUACGACAUCGUCCUCAAGGACCUGGAGCCGCCCCUCAUUGCGCGUUUCGUCCGCUUCAUCCCCGUCACUGACCACUCCAUGAACGUCUGUCUGCGCGUGGAGCUGUAUGGCUGCGUCUGGCUGGAUGGGCUGGUGUCCUACAAUGCGCCGGCCGGGCAGCAGCUUGUCCUUCCUGGGGGCACCAUCAUCUACCUGAACGACUCAGUGUACGAUGGGGCUUUUGGGUACAGCAUGACGGAGGGCCUGGGCCAGCUGACGGACGGGGUGUCAGGGCUGGACGACUUCACGCAGACCCACGAGUACCACGUCUGGCCGGGCUAUGACUAUGUUGGCUGGCGCAACGAGAGCACCACCGGCGGCUACGUGGAGAUCACCUUCGAGUUCGACCGCAUCAGGAACUUCACUGCCAUGAAGGUCCAUUGCAACAACAUGUUCGCCAAAGGGGUGAAGAUCUUCAAGGAGGUGCAGUGCUACUUCCGCUCCGACACCAGCGAGUGGGAGCCCAGCGCCGUCUCCUCAGUGCUGGUGCUGGAUGACGUGAACCCCAGCGCCCGCUUUGUCACCGUGCCCCUGCUCCACCGCAUGGCCAGCGCCAUCAAGUGCCAGUACUACUUCGCCGACGCCUGGAUGAUGUUCAGCGAGAUCACCUUCCAGUCGGAUGCAGCCAUGUACAACAACUCAAUGGCUCCCCCUGAGGUGUCCGUGGUCCCCACCACUUAUGAUCCCACACUCAAGGUAGACGACAGCAACACGCGUAUCCUGAUCGGGUGCCUGGUGGCAAUCAUCUUCAUCCUGGUGGCCAUCAUUGUCAUCAUACUGUGGCGGCAGUUCUGGCAGAAGAUGCUGGAGAAGGCCUCACGGAGGAUGCUGGAUGAUGAAAUGACCGUCAGCCUCUCCUUGCCCAGCGAAUCCAGCAUGUUCAACCACAACCGCUCCUCCUCCUCCAGCGAGCAGGAGUCCAGCUCCACCUACGACCGCAUAUUCCCCCUAGGACCCGACUACCAGGAGCCCUCCCGCCUGAUCCGCAAGCUGCCCGAGUUCACCCCGGGAGAGGAGGACACGGGCUGCAGUGGCCCUGCGAAGCCAUCCCAGGCCAACGUCCCCGAGGGUGUCCCCCACUAUGCCGAGGCCGACAUCGUGAACCUGCAGGGUGUGACGGGUGGCAACACCUACUCAGUUCCGGCCCUCACCAUGGACCUGCUCUCUGGCAAGGAUGUGGCUGUUGAAGAGUUCCCCAGGAAGCUGCUGACCUUCAAGGAGAAGCUGGGAGAAGGCCAGUUUGGGGAGGUUCAUCUCUGCGAAGUGGAGGGGAUGGAGAAGUUCACAGGCAAGGACUUUGCCCUGGAAGGCUUGGACACUAGCUCCAACCGUCCUGUGCUGGUGGCUGUGAAGAUGCUGCGAGCGGAUGCCAACAAGAACGCCAGGAAUGAUUUUCUGAAGGAAAUCAAGAUCAUGUCGCGGUUGAAAGACCCCAACAUCAUCCGGCUGCUGGCUGUGUGCAUCACGGACGACCCGCUGUGCAUGAUCACCGAGUACAUGGAGAACGGAGACCUCAACCAGUUCCUGUCCCGCCAGCAGGCAGGCACCCCCCUCGCUGGCAAUACACCCACCAUCAGCUACAGUGACCUGCGGUUCAUGGCCACCCAGAUUGCCUCCGGCAUGAAGUACCUCUCCUCCCUCAACUUCGUGCACCGAGACCUGGCCACACGCAACUGCCUGGUGGGCAAGCAGUACACCAUCAAGAUAGCCGACUUCGGCAUGAGCAGGAAUCUCUACAGCGGGGACUACUACCGCAUCCAGGGGCGGGCAGUGCUCCCCAUCCGCUGGAUGUCCUGGGAGAGCAUCCUGCUGGGCAAGUUCACAACGGCCAGUGAUGUGUGGGCGUUUGGUGUGACAUUGUGGGAGACCUUCACGCUCUGCCGGGAGCAGCCCUACUCCCAGCUGUCCGAUGAGCAGGUCAUCGAAAACACCGGCGAGUUUUUCCGGGACCAAGGCCGAGAGGAGGGCUUGGGGCUGGGCAUGGCCACAGUGCCAUGGAGUGCAGGAGACCCCAUCCUGCCAGUGCUGUGGGACCCCCUGUGCCAGCUCUCUCCUCCCUUGCCCCACCUCUCAUAGGCCUCACGGAGGAUGCUGGAUGAUGAAAUGACCGUCAGCCUCUCCUUGCCCAGCGAAUCCAGCAUGUUCAACCACAACCGCUCCUCCUCCUCCAGCGAGCAGGAGUCCAGCUCCACCUACGACCGCAUAUUCCCCCUAGGACCCGACUACCAGGAGCCCUCCCGCCUGAUCCGCAAGCUGCCCGAGUUCACCCCGGGAGAGGAGGACACGGGCUGCAGUGGCCCUGCGAAGCCAUCCCAGGCCAACGUCCCCGAGGGUGUCCCCCACUAUGCCGAGGCCGACAUCGUGAACCUGCAGGGUGUGACGGGUGGCAACACCUACUCAGUUCCGGCCCUCACCAUGGACCUGCUCUCUGGCAAGGAUGUGGCUGUUGAAGAGUUCCCCAGGAAGCUGCUGACCUUCAAGGAGAAGCUGGGAGAAGGCCAGUUUGGGGAGGUUCAUCUCUGCGAAGUGGAGGGGAUGGAGAAGUUCACAGGCAAGGACUUUGCCCUGGAAGGCUUGGACACUAGCUCCAACCGUCCUGUGCUGGUGGCUGUGAAGAUGCUGCGAGCGGAUGCCAACAAGAACGCCAGGAAUGAUUUUCUGAAGGAAAUCAAGAUCAUGUCGCGGUUGAAAGACCCCAACAUCAUCCGGCUGCUGGCUGUGUGCAUCACGGACGACCCGCUGUGCAUGAUCACCGAGUACAUGGAGAACGGAGACCUCAACCAGUUCCUGUCCCGCCAGCAGGCAGGCACCCCCCUCGCUGGCAAUACACCCACCAUCAGCUACAGUGACCUGCGGUUCAUGGCCACCCAGAUUGCCUCCGGCAUGAAGUACCUCUCCUCCCUCAACUUCGUGCACCGAGACCUGGCCACACGCAACUGCCUGGUGGGCAAGCAGUACACCAUCAAGAUAGCCGACUUCGGCAUGAGCAGGAAUCUCUACAGCGGGGACUACUACCGCAUCCAGGGGCGGGCAGUGCUCCCCAUCCGCUGGAUGUCCUGGGAGAGCAUCCUGCUGGGCAAGUUCACAACGGCCAGUGAUGUGUGGGCGUUUGGUGUGACAUUGUGGGAGACCUUCACGCUCUGCCGGGAGCAGCCCUACUCCCAGCUGUCCGAUGAGCAGGUCAUCGAAAACACCGGCGAGUUUUUCCGGGACCAAGGCCGGCAGACCUACCUUCCCCAGCCUGCACUUUGCCCUGACUCAGUCUAUAAGCUAAUGCUCAGCUGCUGGAGACGGGACACUAAAGAUCGUCCCUCCUUCCAGGACAUCCAUCGCCUUCUCCAAGAGUCAGCCAGUGAAGAAUGACCCUCUGCUCCCCCCAAGUCCCCAUCCCCAUCCCUCCCCAUCCCCAGAGGAGCCCCAUACUCAAACCAAAGCCACUUCACUCGGACUUAGCAAUAGAACCCGGGCAGCUGGUCUUGUUCUCAUUGUACAGUGAAGCCUCAGAGGAAAACCCCAAGGGCAGCAAGGAGAGCCACAGCGUGGGACGACUUGGACCUCCUGCUCACUUGCUGACGCAAGCUCGGGAGCCAACAUGGGCUGAGAUGAGGAUUAUUUAUUGAUGCAGCGUGUUCUUGGUGAUGAUGUCCGGGACAGAGAGUGGCUUCUCUCUCCAGGUUGGAGGGGAAGAACGUCAGCUGGACUUUCUCCAUGAGGAAGCUCCCGGCCUAUAUGCAGGGUGGGCACCUGCAGAAGGAAUGUGCACGGGUAUGUGCCUGCUGGAGUAGGGACCAUCCUGCAGCCACUGCCUGCUUGAGGAGCAGCUGGGAGUUGCUCACAGGAGGCUGUGCAAUUACGGGAUGAAAACAAAAACUCUGUGGACAUUAUGGCCUUUGGACAUGCCACAUGGAGGGGCAGGAAGCUCCAUCCUUGCUGGCCAGAGCCGAGUUGCGCAGAGAGAAUCCCAGCCCCUCUCCCAGCUGCUGGAGGGGGCUCAGCCACGGCUCCUCUGUGUCAGCCAGGGAGGAACGGACAUGCCAGCCCUGGAGAGAGGCACACCAAGGGCACCUCCUCCCACUGACCUCAGCCACUCCAGAGCUGCUCAACUGCUCCUGAAAUGCAUUUUGGAUGCCCUGCGGGUGCUACGUGGCAGACGGUGGCGUGGUAGCACCUUUCACCUCCAAGGGGAAAUCUCCAGGUCCUCCUCUCCCAGGGUUAACCCACAUCUUCACCAGCCAUGAGAGGAACGCACAUAGCAGAGUUUUCACCAGCUUCUGCCUGAUGCCCAAGCCUGCAACGGCCCGUGGGCAUGGAGCAGCGGGCACCCCGGCUCUCCCUGGCUCCUGGCCCGGGGGUUGCAGCUCGGCUCAAGUGCCUGGGCUGGACUCUGAUGCCCUGAGCAUCCCGCAGCAGCCUGGCACCAGUCCGUCCUCCCAGGUCUGGCAGCUCCACGAGCAAACUGGGCAGGUGCCAAAGCCGCACGCACCCCAGGAACCCUGGCAGGUCACCUGUCCUGCCCCAUGAACGGACCCUCCUGCAGCUGGACAGAAGGAACUUUGUACUUAGAGGGCACAUGGACCCCUCCAUACUUUUGUACGCAUUAGUUCAGCACCAUCGUCACGCGUGGCACAGUUUCCAGUAUACCAUUGCUAAGGCAUGUAUAUAUUCAGUAGAUGCACCUAUACAUAGGGGCAA